UCCCUUGAAAUCACCAAUUUACGCCAUGUCUUCUCUACCUCCGGUUUACAUUGUCUCCUCUUCCCGCACUCCAGUGGGCUCGUUCCUGGGUGCCCUGUCGAGUCAGACCGCUCCGCAGCUGGGCUCCCAUGCGAUUAAAGCUGCCCUCAGCAAAGCCGAUGGAAUCAAGCCUUCUGACGUGCAGGAGGUUUUCUUUGGCAAUGUCAUUUCUGCCAAUGUCGGACAGAAUCCUGCUAGACAAUGCGCUCUUGGUGCUGGACUCGACGAGUCAACGGUCUGCACUACUAUCAACAAGGUCUGCGCCUCUGGUUUGAAGGCCGUCAUUCUCGGUGCCCAAACCAUCAUGACCGGAAAUGCAGACGUCGUUGUGGCCGGUGGCACCGAGUCCAUGUCCAAUGCCCCGCAUUACCUCCCCAACCUCCGUUCUGGUGCAAAGUACGGCCACCAGAGUCUUGUAGACGGAAUCAUGAAAGAUGGCCUGACCGAUGCGGGCAAGCAGGAGCUUAUGGGUUUACAAGCCGAGGAGUGUGCCCAGGACUAUGGAUUCACUCGGGAGCAGCAGGACGAAUAUGCUAUUCAGACUUACGAAAAAGCCCAGGCCGCUCAGAAGGCAGGUCUUUUCGACGAGGAGAUCGCGCCCAUUGAACUUCCCGGCUUCAGGGGCAAGCCGGGUGCCAUCGUCGCUCAAGAUGAAGAGCCCAAGAAUCUCAACCCUGAUAAGCUUCGAAGCAUCAAGCCUGCCUUUAUCCCUGGUUCUGGAACUGUGACGGCCCCCAAUUCCUCCCCUCUCAAUGAUGGUGCUGCAGCUGUUGUCCUGGUCUCGGAGGCCAAAGUAAAAGAAUUGAAACUCAAGCCUAUCGCAAAGAUUCUCGGAUGGGGCGAUGCCGCGCACCAGCCCAGCAAGUUCACCACCGCCCCUGCGCUCGCGAUCCCGAAAGCCCUCAAGCAUGCCGGUGUUGCUCAGGACUCCGUUGAUGCAUUCGAGAUUAACGAGGCCUUUAGCGUUGUCGCCCUUGCAAACAUGAAACUACUCAACAUUCCCGAAGAGAAAGUCAACCUGCACGGCGGUGCUGUGGCUAUUGGUCACCCAAUUGGUGCCAGCGGCGCUCGAAUUCUGACUACCUUGAUUGGAGUUCUUAAGGCCAAGAAGGCCAAGAUCGGCUGUGUCGGAAUCUGCAACGGUGGUGGUGGUGCAAGUGCCAUGGUGGUUGAGUACCUUGUCUAGAUUCUGACAUCUCUCACUAUUGACGGAGUUUGCCUCAAGGAUUGUAAGGAUGGGAAAUGACAUAUUUUCAUAGCUUAGGCUAGAUUACCAUUCUGACUCAGAUGGAAUGCAACUUAAUACCUAAAUGGUCGCUAUCUUUCAUAUCAUUUGUGUUUCGG
Messenger RNA from Aspergillus sclerotioniger CBS 115572, 1383 nucleotides. It is a transcript of the gene erg10B, whose product is annotated as acetyl-CoA C-acetyltransferase. Bases 26 to 1225 code for a protein of 399 amino acids. Gene Ontology annotation, molecular function: acetyl-CoA C-acetyltransferase activity. The transcript is spliced from 5 exons. Gene Ontology annotation, biological process: ergosterol biosynthetic process; fatty acid beta-oxidation. The record is from RefSeq and is a predicted model, not a curated record. NCBI's taxonomy places the organism in Eukaryota, Fungi, Ascomycota, Eurotiomycetes, Eurotiales, Aspergillaceae.